AUGGUCUUCACCCACUCAGUCGAUCCCGUCUGGUUCCUGUGGAGCGUUCGAGAGGCUAGCACAGCGAUGCUGGUCGGCAACCUCGUCCUCGGCUUGCCGAUCCUCCGGACCUGCUGGCGGUUCUUCGUCCCCAGAAAUGACAGCAGCUCGGGGGCCAAGUCAUCAAAGGCGAGCUCGGGCGCCACGGGCGACUCGUCUGCGUCAGCAGCUUUGGAGCCGACCUCGUCGAGGUCGGCGCCGACGGCGCGGGUGGCGAUCAAUAGCGUUUACACGGACAUCGAGCUUCACGGCAAGGACGGUACGCAGGGCAUGACACGGAGGCUGUCGGUCCGGCAGGAGAGCGUAUGA
Colletotrichum higginsianum IMI 349063 is the source of this 348-nucleotide messenger RNA. Its product is annotated as UbiD family decarboxylase. Lineage: Eukaryota; Fungi; Ascomycota; Sordariomycetes; Glomerellales; Glomerellaceae. The transcript has a single exon. The record is from RefSeq and is a predicted model, not a curated record. The coding region runs from base 1 to 348 and encodes 115 amino acids.